Cyclopterus lumpus (lumpfish) is the source of this 1010-nucleotide messenger RNA. RefSeq names its product troponin T, fast skeletal muscle isoforms-like. The coding region runs from base 121 to 939 and encodes 272 amino acids. Gene Ontology annotation, molecular function: troponin C binding; tropomyosin binding; troponin I binding. The record is from RefSeq and is a predicted model, not a curated record. Gene Ontology annotation, cellular component: troponin complex. NCBI's taxonomy places the organism in Eukaryota, Metazoa, Chordata, Actinopteri, Perciformes, Cyclopteridae. Gene Ontology annotation, biological process: muscle contraction; regulation of muscle contraction; sarcomere organization. The transcript has 14 exons.
GAGUAUCACUAUAACACAAGGACUUAUUCUCUGAGCGAGCCCUGUGGUGUCUUACAGACCUUCGUCCCCGUCGCCCGAGGAGCUUCUCUUCCCCUCAGAGGUGCGAAGUCUGCUGUCAACAUGUCCGACACCGAGGAACUGGAUCAGCUCGAGGAGGAGGAAGCCCAGGAGGAGGUAGUAGAGGUAGAAGUAGCCCCUGAGGCGGAGGCCCAGGUGGAGGCAGAGCCCGAGGUAGAGCCUGAAGCCGAGCCAGAGCCGGAGGAGGAGGAGGUCCAGGAGGAGGAAGAGGAGAAGCCAAAGUUCAAACCGUCUGCUCCGAAGAUCCCCGACGGAGAGAAGGUGGACUUUGAUGACAUGCAGAAGAAGCGUCAGAACAAAGACCUGGUGGAGCUGCAGUCGCUGAUCGACGCCCACUUCGAGUGCAGGAAGAAGGAGGAGGAGGAGCUCCUCGGCCUGAAAGACAGGAUCGAGAAGCGCCGUUACGAGCGAGCCGAGCAGCAGAGGGUCCGAGCCGAGAAGGAUAAGGAGCGCCAGGCCAGACGGGAGGCUGAGCGUCAGAGGAAGGAGGAGGCCGACGCCCACUGGAAGGCUGAAGCGGAGGCCAAGAAGAAGAUGACGCUGAGCAGCAUGGGGUCCGGCUACAGCAGCCACCUGCAGAAGGUGGAACAGAAGAGAGGGAAGAAGCAGACGGAGCGGGAGAAGAAGAAGAAGAUCAUGUCGGAGAGAUGCAAACCCCUGAACGUGGACGGCUUCAGUGAGGACAACCUGAGGGAAAAGGCCAACGAGCUGUGGGAGUGGCUCCACGACCUGGAGGCCAUCAAGUACGACCACUGUGAGAAGCUCACGAGGCAGAGAUACGAGGUCGUGUCUCUCAGGAAUCGAAUCGACGAGCUGCAGAAACACAGCAAGAAAGGAGCCGCCGCGCGCCGCAGGAAGUGAGCGGCGGCCCGGAGAAGAGGCUCCUCCCCCUCGGCUGCAGCGGCAGCUCGGACCCGGAGCGAGUGGACGUC